UUUCAGUAAAAUCUUACAUUAAGAUAAUCAAAUACUUGCUUUAAAAUCAGCCUUUCUGCCACACUGUUUUUAGUAUGCUUCCUCUGUCCAAAUCUGCACUUUAGCUCCAUUUGUAAUCCACUAAACAGCAAUUCUGGAGAUCUUUCUACACAAUCAAAUUGCAUUCUAUUCCUUUCAGUCUACAGAUGAUAAAUGCAACCCAUCACAGAAGUCCUGAGCAUGCAUCUUUUUAACUUCUGUUUCUUCCACACGGAUUUUGAGCUUUCCAUCUGAGACUUUGAUUUGAAAUCUUCCUGCAGUUUAAUCAUCUUCUCAGCAACUCCAAUAUCUGCUUAGAAUAGCAGCAUUGAAAGAAAAGGUGGUCACAGGUUUCAACUUCUGAUCUGCACAGCCAACAACUAGCAUUUGAAACUGUUAAGUCCAUUCUGCCGUUCCUAUCCUUAGUGAGUAUUUUCUGUUUAUAUGCCAAUCAUGCUAUAAAUGCAUGCUUUGAUAAGUUUGCAUUAGCCCAUAUAUAGCUUGCAUUCUCAUCAUUCUCACCAUCUCCAAUCAACCAUUGGUAUCCUGAUAACACGAAAUAGAUAUCAUUCUUCUGACCUCUCCAUUCCAGACCAUUAAAGCCCUUCCUGAAUAGUUCUUGCAAUUUAAGAAACUGUUUCCAAUGCCAACUGGUAGCAGCAUUUAGAGCAACAUCCGAAAAAUUUGACUGUUUGAUGUAUACUCCAUAGAUCCAUCGAACCCAGAGGGCUUCCUUGUUCUGUAACAGUUGUCAGACUUGCUUAAAGACAGAUGCCUUGUUCCACAACCUAGCAUCCUUAACACCAAGUCCACCCUCUGAUUUGUCCUUACACACUUCCAACAAGUUUACAAAGGAUAGAGAUCUGCUAUCAUAUUUGCCAUCCCGUAAGUACUCCCUACAUACUCUAUUCACCAUUUCAGUCACCCUUUAGGUAAUAGUAACAUACUCCCCCAGUAAGAAUGCAUUGUCAUCAAGACUGAGUUAACGAGGGUCAACCUCCCAGCAUACAAAAGAUGCCGGGAGCUCCAACAUCUAAUCUUUGCUACCAUCUUGCUAACAAUGCCAUGUCAUUCCACCUGAUUCCACUUUUUCGGGGCUAAUGAUACUCAUAAAUAUUUCAUAGGGAAUGAAGUGCAACUAAAGCCAGUGAUAUUACAGAAUUUUUCCUGUUUCCUGUCCCCAAUACCCCCAAAAAGAUCUCAAACUUCUAAGAAUUCGCAACAAGGGCAGUUGAUUCAGAAAAAUCCCUAAAUACAUCCAUAAUGAGCUUAAUAGUUGGAAUAUGAGCCUUGCAGAAAAUCAUAAGAUCGUCUGCAAAGCAAAUAUUCGUAAGUUUCAACUGUUUACAUAGUAGAUGAAAUUUAAAUUCUUCCCUAAGAACAUUUUUCAAACUUCGAGUUAAAUACUCAAUAAUGAGGACAAACAACAGUGGAAAGAUUGGAUCUCCCAGUUGUAAACCCCUUUGACCAGCAAAAUAUCCCAGACCAACCAUUUUGGGCUAAUGAAAAAGAUGUUGAUAUGCAAGUCAUAAUUCACAUUCUGAUAUGUUCCGGGAAUCCAUACCCCAGCAAUGUUUCCUCAACAAAUUCUCACUCUACCGAAUCAUAUGCCUUUUUCAAAUCUAUUUUCAUCAACAGCCUAUUACUAAUGCCUUUUGUAUCGUAUAAUCUAAUAAACUCUUGUGUAAUAAGUACAUUAUACAUGAUGAACAAUAAUACUCCCUCCAUUUCAAAAUAAGUGUCAUUCUGGAAUUUGUACACAGAAUAUGAAACACUUAAAUAAGGUAGCUAAAUUACUAGAAUAUUCUCAAUCAACUCCAUUAAAAUAAAUGCUCACUAAUAAUAUUAUUUCUUUUGAGGGUAUGUUUAAAAAUUUUUUGGCAAAAAAUGCAUUGGAAUCCGAAAACGAUACUUAUUUUAGAAUUUCUCCAUUUUGUUAAAACGACACUUAUUUUGAAAUAGAGGGAGUACUAUUAAAACAAAGUGAAUUCUAACAUUGAGCUCAUUAUCCCGUUUGAAUGCACAAGGGAAGAUAAUUUAUGAAAUAAAAGGUUAGAGCAAAAACUGGAAUAAAGUAGGAGGAUAAGAUUAGGAGGGGGCACAAUUGUCAAAGAACUCAGAAUCUUCUUUUCUGCACAAUUGCAUAUACCCCCCACUAAUUGAGAAUGGAUUACUAAUAACUAAUAAAAAAAAAAUUCUAAAAAUAAUAGAAGUACAAAAUAGAAGCUUGCUUCUUACUCGCUCCCCUUUCUCUCUGAGCGCACUCAAUCCUAUCUUUUUCCGCCAUUUCUUUUCACUUCUCAGCUUUAGAGCAAAUCAAACCGCCAUUGGUCAAUUUCAUAGUUUUUGGGGAAUAUUAACUGAAUAAUCAACUCAAUAAUCAAUUUUCUGAUUUACGAACUCCUCUUUCUUUGUGAUUUGAUGCUGGUAUUUCAUCGCCGAUCAAUUUUUAUCGACAAAUAGAUUCCGGCGAGAAAAAGCCUGCCAAAUUGAACGGCGAUACUCGAGCUUGUUCCUUUUAACUGUUUCUUUGAAGAAGAGGUUUGACCUCGUCGGAGAUACUUUAUAUUAGAGUUUUUUAUUUUUGGUGGUUUGUGAUAUAAUAUUGAUGAAAUUUAACGGAGAGACUGCAACUGCAUUCGCCGAUGAUGAUGAGGACGGCGACUGCGUAGAGAAAGAAGACGACCUGAUUCUGAUCAAGUCUCCUGUAUCGCCGCCGCAGCCUAAGCGAAUCGUCGUCGGCUACGCCUUGACGUCUAAGAAACGGCAGAGCUUCUUGCAGCCUAAGCUUCUCGAUUUAGCGCGGAAUAAAGGAAUAGUAUUUGUAGCUAUCGAUGUGAAGCAGCCAUUGUCAGAUCAAGGUCCUUUUGAUGUUGUUUUGCACAAGUUGACAGGAAAGGAGUGGGGCCACAUAAUUGAGGAUUACAGGCAAAAGAAUCCGAAUGUAAUUGUCCUUGAUCCUCCUGAUUCAAUAAAACAUGUUAGCAAUCGGCAAUCAAUGCUUCAGGAUGUUGCCGAUCUCAACUUACCUGACUGUUAUGGUACCGUCACUGUCCCAAGGCAGUUGGUUUUCACAAAAGAUCCAUUAUCGCUUCCAGAUGAAGUCACUAAAGCUGGUCUUAAACUCCCGUUAGUUGCUAAACCUCUGGUAGUUGAUGGAACUGCUAAGUCACACGAACUGUUUCUUGCAUAUGACAAAUUUUCGCUCGCUAAACUUGAGCCGCCUUUGGUACUGCAAGAAUUUGUCAAUCAUGGCGGGGUUCUCUUUAAAGUGUAUAUUGUUGGAGAAUUCAUUCAAGUGGUCAGGCGUUUUUCUCUACCUGAUGUUUGUAAACGUGAGCUAUCAAAAUUUGCUGGUGUAUUUCGUUUCCCGAGGGUUUCGUGCGCUUCAGCUUCUGCAGAUGGUGCUGAUUUGGAUCCUUCUGUCGCGGAACUUCCUCCAACUCCUUUGUUGGAUAUGCUUGCAAGAGAGCUUCGCAAUCGAUUGGGUCUGCAGCUAUUUAAUGUAGAUAUAAUUCGAGAAUACGGGGCAAAAGACCUUUACUACGUCAUUGACAUCAACUACUUCCCUGGCAAGUCAAGUGACUAUUCUUACAUCACUUGAUAUAUGUUAGAUUGCUGGUUGCAUCCAUAAUUACCAUGCAUAAAAUAAGAAGUGUGCAUUGAUUCUCAUAAUCAAUAUUUCAUCAUCUGGUGGGCAACACAUGAUAAACAGUGGGUUUUUAAUACAUUACGUACUCUGGAAUGGACAUGUGUAUAGAAGGGCCAGUAUAAUCACAGACAAUCUUUCCUUGCCUUUUCAUCUUUCUGUGCUUUGAUACGUGUAUUAUGCAUAAUCACUCUUGUCAGUAUUAUGCAUUCAUCUUUCUGUACUCUUGAAUGGACAUGUGUAUAGAAGUGUCAGUAUAAUCACAGACAAGCUUUCCUUGCCUUUUCAUCUUUCUGUGCUUUGAUACGUGUAUUAUGCAUCCAUCACUCUUGUUGCAUUCGAUUGUGGCUUUUGUCACAGUCUUUUAAGUCUCUAUUUGUCUUUUUGUGCACUUCAUCUUUUUCAGAUUUGUUUUCUCAUUUAGAUUGAUUAUAUCUUAUGUAUGAGAAGCGUUUGAUAGCUGUUGCAGGAUAUGGAAAAAUGCCUGGGUAUGAGCAUAUGAUCACAGAUUUUCUUCUGAGUCUCGGGGAAAGGAAACACAAAAAGGAGCUUCUCUCGUAAAUAUUGGAACCCGUCUUUUUAGGUUCCUCCCUUGGAGGUGGACUGGUAAGGGAAGUUUUCUAUCGUUUCUCUCUACCUCUUUGCUUAAGACAUGACGAACCAUUAGGUGUGACCAUCACAUAGAGAAGUCAGGAUGGUAUUUCAUGAGAAAAUAACUCUUUUCUCCCAGUGUUGUGCAUUUUAAAAUUGUUAUCCUUAGGCUGGUUAUUUUUUCUGUUAUUAGGGGGAGAUUAGUCACCAACAUAUUUGUUUCGCUUGUAUUAUGCAGUCUGCAUGCAUGUAAUGAAUUCAUGGAAGGCCUCCCUGAAAUUUUACAUUUUUGGAAAUGGUGAAGUAGAUUGUAUAUUCAUGUUGUAAUGUGCAUGGAGGUGAUUCGUGCAUAUGCUGCUAUCCGUUAAAUUCAUUUGUCAUUGGAAAUUUGGAAGCUGCAAUAUCAGUCCAUGUAUUUCCACUCGUUACUUUUGAAUAUUGUGCUUCAAGUUUGUCAUGACUUCUAACCGGCGUGGUUAUAAAAUAGAGUCUCUGGCUGUAGCGGCCUUUGGAAUUCGUAGCAACAUGAGAUGGUUUAAAACUACAAGCAAGUCAUAAUAUAUUUGCCUAACAAGUUC
Messenger RNA from Oldenlandia corymbosa var. corymbosa, 4836 nucleotides. Lineage: Eukaryota; Viridiplantae; Streptophyta; Magnoliopsida; Gentianales; Rubiaceae. The record is from the annotation of a GenBank genome assembly.